Tachysurus fulvidraco (yellow catfish) is the source of this 3486-nucleotide messenger RNA. It is a transcript of the gene skor2, whose product is annotated as SKI family transcriptional corepressor 2. Gene Ontology annotation, biological process: negative regulation of transcription by RNA polymerase II; negative regulation of BMP signaling pathway. NCBI's taxonomy places the organism in Eukaryota, Metazoa, Chordata, Actinopteri, Siluriformes, Bagridae. The record is from RefSeq and is a predicted model, not a curated record. Gene Ontology annotation, molecular function: RNA polymerase II cis-regulatory region sequence-specific DNA binding; DNA-binding transcription factor activity, RNA polymerase II-specific; SMAD binding. The coding region runs from base 294 to 2612 and encodes 772 amino acids. Gene Ontology annotation, cellular component: nucleus; transcription regulator complex. The transcript has 10 exons.
GCGCCGAGGCUUGAGGACAGGGAAGCUGCGCCAAUCAACGCGCGUCCGCCGACGUCUGUUAUAACGGCACCGAUCCCGCGCGUGCUGCUCAGUUACUCUUGUUCGCCCGCGCGCGAGUGUUAAAGCGAACCGUAAAAAGCGGCUCCGCAUCACGCUGGACUUUUAUUUAAGUUGUUUUCCGUUCAGCCGCGUGUAAAGACGCAGUCGGUGUUUGUGAAGGAGCGCGGACAUGAUCGGGUAGAUUGAGUAUUUGUGACAGUUACAACCAGUUUCCUAUUUAAGGUCCCCAUAGGAUGGACAAGAGUCUUCUCCCAGGAACCACAGAUAUUGUCAUGGCGAGUCCUCCCAGUUCAUUUCAGCAAGAAGCUCUCACUCCACCCAGAUCCAACCACUCGUCUUCCAUGAAACCCAACCAGGUGGGUCAGGUUAUCCUGUAUGGAGUGCCCAUUGUCUCACUGGUCAUUGACAACCAGGAGCGCCUCUGUCUGGCCCAAAUCUCUAACACUUUGUUGAAGAACUACAGUUACAAUGAGAUCCACAACCGGCGAGUAGCCCUGGGCAUCACAUGCGUGCAGUGCACUCCAGUGCAGCUGGAGAUCCUGAGGCGGGCCGGCGCUAUGCCCAUCUCUUCCCGUCGCUGUGGCAUGAUCACCAAGCGAGAGGCUGAACGACUCUGCAAGUCAUUUCUGGGUGAGAACUCACCUCCCAAGCUUCCUGAUAACUUUGCGUUUGAUGUGACACAUGAGUGCGCAUGGGGCUGCCGUGGCAACUUCAUCCCUGCUCGCUACAACAGCUCAAGGGCCAAGUGCAUCAAAUGCUCCUACUGCAACAUGUACUUCUCCCCCAACAAAUUCAUCUUUCACUCACACCGCAUGCCCGAGGCUAAGUACACCCAGCCCGACGCCGCUAACUUCAACUCCUGGCGUCGGCACCUCAAGCUGUCAGACAAGUCACCUGCGGAUGAUCUGGUGUUCGCCUGGGAGGAUGUGAAAGCCAUGUUCAAUGGGGGCAGCCGCAAACGGGCACUGCCUUCUUCCCACUGCUCCUCCAUGGACUCUGUAAAGGCUGUCAGCUCAGUGUUGCCUCACAUGAUAUCUUCUGAUCUAGGCCAGAAGCGGGGCAGGUAUGAUGAUGAUGAGGACCUAGAUGCCAGCAGCCUCUCUCCUCAUAAGACCCCACGCAGUUACCCGGUCAUUCCUGUGCCCAGCAAAGGUUUUGGUAUGCUCCAGAAAUUUCCACCUACUUCGCUCUUCCCUAGCCCUUAUACCUUCCCAGCAUUCGGGUUGUGUCAGCAGAAGAAGGAUGACAGUGAGGCUGUGAACGGGCAGAAAAAUGGUGCUAUCUCUGGCCUGCUUUGGCCAGGCCGCAAAGACACAUUUUACCCUCCUUUUUGCAUGUUCUGGCCCCCAAGGGCUGCAGGGGGAAUCCCAGUACCGACAUACCUCCAGCCUCAGCCCAAUGCUCUUUCCACUCUCACAGAAACACCCUCCCUUCGUCAGGCCUUCCUUGACCUGAGUGAGCAAGGUGACAAUGCCACAGGACCUGGGACUGGUGCUGCCAUAGGCACCAAUCCCAGAGCUGGCUUGUUUGAAAGUGACUGCCCCCCAACCUUGACCCCUGACCUGAGACCUGCCCAAGAAGGCUGGCUCAAACUUCUAGAUGCUCCAUCUCUGCAAGCCCGCAAGGCCAGCUACCACUCCGCCUUUCGGCCAGUGGUAAAAGACGCUGAAAGCAUCGCCAAGCUUCAUGGCAACCUGGAGGAGUUUGGCACAGAGAGGCAUCUCUCACCUGGCACCAGCUGCAGCUACCAGAGUGAGAGUGCAGAGAGCGAUGAGGAACAGGAAGUGGAUGUGGAGACCAAGCAGGACGAAGAGCAGGAAGACUUCAGCAGCCAUGUAGCUUCGCAACCGCAGCCGUGCAGUCUUCAUGUUUCACGACUCACUGAAGGCACCAUAGGCGACCGAGAUAAAGACACACCUUCCUUCUCCACCAUCCCCCCUGAAAGCUCUACAGAAGACAAACCAGGCUUGGCUGUCAGUUCACCCACCAAUCUUAAAGAUCCAAGCCCUAUUCACGCCUCAGUGGAGGACACGGCUGCCUACAAAAAUUCACACAAGGGCAGAGAUGAAGGGCUACCAGCGUAUGCAGCAAAAGACAAAACAACACGAGCAGAAGAAAAUAAAGAACAGAGUAAUUUCUUUAUCCCGGAGACAGAAACAUCUGCACCAGAUUACUGGAGAGAGAGCACAGCAGAACAAAGUCAAGAAUCACACACGCCUGCAUCACUCAAGAAGGAUGUUGAAAACAUGGAGAAAGUGAGCCUGAUGAUGCACUUCAAUGAAAGAUACAAGAGUCAAGAAUUAUCAGACUUUUUGAACAAACAUGAGGAACUCCAGAAAGUUCUGCUGGAGCAGAUCGACCUACGGAGAAGACUAGAGCAGGAGUUUCACGCCCUCAAAGGCAGCUCACCUUUUCCUGUUUUCCACAACUUUCAAGACCAAAUGAAAAGGGAGCUGGCGUACAGAGAGGAGAUGGUGCAGCAGCUACAGAUGAUUCCCUAUGCAAACAUUAUCAGAAAAGACAAAGUUGGAACACACCUGAACAAAAGCUAAAAUGGGUUGGCCACUGAUAUAUUCCAUAUGGACAUUACAGGCUGCUCUCAAAUUGUUUUCAAACACAUUAUCUGGAUUUUUCUCGACAAAUCUAAUCUCUAAAGUGAAUCCUUGUUAAGGAAAACUACGCUCAUCAUCUGCUCACCAACAUUUUCUCGAACAAACCAAUGACAAACUAAACGACGUUUUUAACGCGAGUAUCUCAAACCUCAGCACUAGUCCUACAUGACUCCCCAGUCACUUUCUGUACAGUGAUCUCAUUUUGUGCAUUCAUUUAUGUAUUUAUUUAUUUAUUGAUUGAUUGAUUGAUUUGUGUAUUUAUUCAUUAAUUUAUUUGUAAAAAUUUGAACUGUGUAUAAAUAUACUGGCUAUAAAAAAAAACAUAUGUCCAGAAGAAUAAUGCCUGGGGAUUAAACACACAGCCUAUUCGCUCUAAAAUGAAGAUUAUAUCUCAGAGCACUUGUACAAGCAGGCAAACUUCUUUACAUGUUUAAAUACAACACUGACAAACCUAAAAAUAAAGAAUGUUAUUAUUGCUAAUGCAAAGGUAUUUAAAUAUGUUCUUGUAGUUUCUCUACUAUUUAUGUGGAUAUUAAAAGUAUAUAACAUAAAAAAAAAUAGAUUUUGAUAUAUUUCUUUGUUGUUUAGCCCUCAUGAGAUCAUAUCCAUAUGAACACACUUUAAAAUCAAGUUACAACAAAAGAUAGUCAGCAUAUUACAUAAUGCAGUGAAACAAAAUCAUAACAAAAUCGGAAUAUAUCCCAAUUGCUUACAUUUUUAAACAAAUACAUGUACAGUACAUUCUCAAAAUUGAUAUUCCUAACACACAGUAUUGAUAUUGACUCUGUAUCUCUAGCCCAAGGAUGUCAAGGAG